Molecule: messenger RNA, 2531 nt
Organism: Trichoderma reesei QM6a
Lineage: Eukaryota; Fungi; Ascomycota; Sordariomycetes; Hypocreales; Hypocreaceae
Exons: 4
Coding region: 1-2244 (747 amino acids)
Biological process (GO): mitotic spindle midzone assembly; microtubule cytoskeleton organization
Cellular component (GO): spindle; mitotic spindle midzone; cytoplasm
Molecular function (GO): microtubule binding
Source: RefSeq, a predicted model, not a curated record
AUGGACACCAGCUACCUCUCCAAGCAGGUCAGCCACAGCAUCGGCCAGCUGCACAGCCUGUUCGACGACAUUGGCGUCCCGGAUCAUGAGCGCGAGGCGCGAGAGUCCGAGCUGUUUCAAGCUCUGUCGGAAGCGCUCAACAACCACCUGCGCUUGGUAUCGUCAGAGAAGAAGGGCAUGAUUGACGAGGCCAAGAAGAUUGUCACAGCCAUCCGGCAAAUGGAGUUGUCGAUGAGUGACUCGAAGCAGCGAAGAAGAGGCUCCAACGAGGAGAGCAUGAAGAUCUCGUACCCUUUGAUGCAGUGCCUGAAGACGCUCAGGGAGAAGCAUGAUCAGGUACAGCGGGUGCACAGCGAACGGGUUGAGCAAGUGCAGAAGCUCGCCGAGGCCCUCGAGUCUUACUCGUCACACCUGGAGCCUUCGUUCGUCAAGAUCGCCCUGCCGCCUACUGGACCCGACGCGUCCGUCCCCCUCACAUUUGAUUUAUCGCCAUCCUACGUGGACCGCCUCGAUGCAGAGUUUACGCGAGUGUAUGAAGAGUACAAUCGCCGGCUCGCCGUGGUAGAAACACUGGGCGAUGAGAUUAUCCAGCUCUGGGCCGAACUUGGCACGCCUCAAGCCCAGCAGGGCACCGCCAUCAUCAAGUACUACCGGGAGGCCCCUGAGCAGCUUGGCCUCCAUCAAGAAGAUAUCCAGGGUCUUCAAGCCAAGCAUGACAAGCUUGCGGAGGAAAAGAAGGGUCGCGAGAAGAAACUGAGCCAGCUCAGAGCCAGCGUCGAGACGCUGUGGGAAAAGCUUGGCAUCGACGAACAGGAGACCAAGGCUUUCCUCAACGAGAACAGAGGCUGCGGUAUCCGCCAGAUCAACGAGUUUGAGGACGAACUCGAACGACUCAACGAGGCCAAGCGCCAAAACCUCCACAUCUUUAUCGAGGACGCGCGCGUCAGACUCCAGGAGCUCUGGGACGCCUUGUACUACUCCGAGGACGAGAUGCUCGAUUUUACGCCCGCCUUCUCCGACGUCUACAGCGAUGCGCUACUCGAGGCUCACGAGCGCGAGGUUGCUCGUCUCGAGGCAUUGAAGGAGCAACGCGCGCCGAUUCUAAAUCUGAUUGAAAAGCACAAGGCCUUGAUGAAGGACCGGGACGAACUUAUUGCCGCCAGCCAAGAUGCGUCCCGCCUUAUGUUGCGUGGCCAGAAGGGCGAGAAGCGGGAUCCUGGGAAGCUGCUUCGCGAGGAGAAGAUGCGCAAGCGCAUUGCCAAGGAGCUUCCCAGGGUGACGGUCGAAGUGCGCAAGGCACUCGAGCAAUGGGAGGACGAAUAUGACCGGCCCUUUCUGGUGUACGGCGAGCGAUACCUCGACGAGGUGGAGUCUGAAGAUGUAAAGCAACCUCCCCAGCGAUCCAGGACACCAGCCGGCCCUCCUCCUUCGGCUGCUAAAAGCCUGAUGAAGUCGGCGUCAUCCUCGGCAAUGAAGCCCACCACUGCCAGCAAGGGCGCGAUGCCUCCGCGCUCGUCCGUCAUGGACUCGGGCCGCGGCGGCAGUCCAACCAGACAAGCCACGGCAAGGGCUCCUCUGUCCAAGAUGAAGGACGGCAACAACUCGCCAGAGCGACCCAAGGCGCAAAUUCAGCGCGGCAUGGACAAGCUGCGCACUGGCGGCUCCGUGCGACUCCCCCCGCCCAAAAUGCGAGACCUAAGGUCGGUGGCCUCGCUGGAGGCGCCGUUGAACGCAUACAAGUCGAUGGGUUUAAACUCGAGCAGCAUUGUCCGGGCGGUCGAUCCCGAAGAUGUCUACGAUGACCAGUCGCAGCUGGGAAGGAUAGGGCGGUCCAACUCCAACACGUCGAGCCAUCGGCAGAACAGCUACUUGGAAGAGGAGUACGACGACGGCGACGACGACCACUACUCGUCUGUGCGAGGUGUGCCGCGGUACCCCCAGGCUCUGCAAGGCAGACACAUCUCUCGCGCAUCCACCACAUCCACGGUCGUCACCGGCUCCGAGAACUGGGAGACGUACGACGACAAUAGCGAGCCAGAGCCAGACGCGUCGGACGCAUACUUUGCCAAGCUCCGCGCCGCCAGGGGCAAACGAGCAGAGCCCGAGCACGGCCACCGACCUACCAGCAGUUCGGCAAAGCGCACUCGCGGGGUGCCUGCGGCAUAUGGGCCUCCCGUCAUGAUUGAUCAGGACGGCAACCGCAUCGUCUCGGGAAGCGAAUGGACAGACGAGGAUGGCUUAUAAGCUGCCUUGGUUCAACGUCAACCUUUUCUAUCACAGUCUAUGUGCUCUCACGGUCUUAUGGCAAAGACAACGACGAAGACGAGAUAUAUGUCAUGUAACAACUUCUUCCGACGGCGAGACGACUUGAACAGCGCAUGAGGAUGGCGGGCCAUCUACAAAAGGCGUUGUGCCGCUUUUCUGUCUGUUUCUGCGGACAUGCAGAGGCGCAGCGCGCUGCUGCUUCAUUUCAGGUGGAAUCUCCUUGCUUUGGUUUCUAUUAUUUGUGCUAUAUGUGUUGUGCAUCAUGU